CAUUUUUUCAUUGCAUAGGAUCUCAGAUUUUGAUAUAAGAUAAAUAUGUUCGAAACAAGCUGCUGUCGUCUUUGUAUUAACAUCUGUAACGGUCAUAAAAGUCUCUUCGAUGCAGAUGACCAAAGAAGUGAAAUUUAUGAAUUAGCUGCAAAAUAUUUUACCACCGAAUUGCUGGAAAUGGAAUGGCUGAGACAUCUUAAAAAUAUAUGCUUGGAAUGUUGGAGGCACUUAGUGGAUUUUCAAAGCUUUCAACAAUCGGUGAUAUUGGCUCAGAAAUUGGCACUUUGUAAUAUACCUUCAGAGAAUAGAAAGAAUAAGCCAAAGUUGUUGGAAAUCACAAUAACAAAUGAUACUGCUGUCUUGAGCACUCCUCCGGAUCCUUCACUGAGUAAUGUGGCACAAAAUGAAUUAUCACAUUUAAGCUCUUCACAAUCUACAGGAAAUUUUGGUAUGGAUAAUGAUUUUCAGACCAGGAUUGUUGUGCCUUCUGCUUCUGCCAUCACAAACUCUGUUCACGAUUCUGACAUUUUGGUUGAGGAAAAUUUGACUGAAAACUCCCGCAAAAGCUCUUCACAAACUAUAGGAAAUGUUAAGGCGCUUGAAAAAGAUUAUAAUGAUGCCCGUGAUUCUGCCAUCGCUAGUUUUCUUCAAGCUUCUGAUAUGUUGCAUAAGGAAAAUACCCUACUGAAUACAGUACAAAACUCUAUAAUUUCCUCAGAAUCCGUUAGAAAUAUUGAAUCUACAAUAGAUGAUCUUAACAAUGACCGACAUCACCUUGUAAAAGAAGUUACCCCUGCUGCUGCUAUCACAAGUUCUAUUCAAAAUACCUUAGUUACAAUGUUGGUUAAAGAAAACUCUGCACUAGAAGAACAAUUGCGCUCAAGUUCUUCACAAUUAAUAAGAAAUACUAACUCAAAUGAAGAAACUUCUAAUGAUAUCGUAAUUCUAAAUGCGAAUGAUAUCCAACCAAACAGAAAUACUAUAUACCUAGUCAGUAACGCAGAUUGUAAUAGCCCAGUUCAGGAAAUAAUGUUAGGGUCAGAAAGUCAGCAUAAACAGACCAGUAAUUCUUGUGUGGGUAUGAAAAGUGCUUCAGCCCUAGACAGUAGCCAAGCAGCUGAUUCUAAUAGGCUAAGGACAGAAGAAUUAACUGAUUCAUCACAGCCCCAAGUUGAAAUGAAUGAGAGUGUGUUAUUAACACUUUCAUCUACUGUAUUCUCCAUAGAUGACAGUUCUUCAAGCCAAGAUUAUGAUAUUUUUGAAGAGGUUACAAGUCAUAGAGAAAAAGAAGCGAAUCCAAAUUCCAGCAUAAUAGAGACGCCAGAAGAAAAGCCCACUGGGCCAACUGAGACCCAUGCUUUUCUCAAUGAUAGCUUCUCAACUAUUUCAUCUUCAAUAUUUUCUAUGGAAGACAACUCUUUAAGUGAAGAAGACAUUGUAGAAAUUACUAAUCUACCACAUUUAGUACCUGAUAUAGUUUGCAAAGCUGAAAAGCUAGUUAUGCCAAACAGUUCCAUUGUGCUAAGUGAUGCAAUUUCGGAGAGCUCUGAGGAAGAUGGGGAAGUUUUAAGCGAAACCGAUGAUGAAGUCGUGGGUAUAUUUUCCUGUCUUGAUAAUUCGUGGAAAAGGGGACACAGCUACACCUCUAGUUGUUUAAAUCUAGAAAGAAACUUGAAAACCUUACAAAACAUUGAAAAAGAAUGGCAGCAGCUCGAUGAUCCUUUUGGAAGUUUAUUUCAGAAAAAUGUUUCACAAGAUGCAAAGUAUUCAGAGGAAUAUUCUAAAGCAAAAGGAUUGGAAGUUGUUAAUUUAUCUAAAGCGAAAAAAAUUGAUGUAAGAAAGAAAUCCCCAGAAACUCCAAUUGUAGAUGUAGAGAGUCAAUUCCAACCUUCGAGAUAUAAUAAAACCUAUUAUCGGCGUAGUGUGAAAGCCAAAAUAUCUUCUUCUUACAGAGAUUUAAAUGAUAAAUCUUCUUCCAAUGUUUGCCCUGAAUCUUCUAUAGCUUUGGCCUUUGAACAUUUCUUGACAAUUCCCGACUUUCUGCAACAACAAGCUGAGAGUGAUAAUUAUGUAAUACCUAAGGCAUCCUUACCCAUAUUAGCCACUAGUGUAGCUACUACAGCAAAAGAAAAUAAGAAAGUAAAAAAGUACUUGGCUACCCAAGUACAAGCCAAAAAGCCACAAAUUCUAGCAAUAAACCGUAAUAGAUAUCAGAAAACCUAUUCCGCACGUAGUUUGAAUACCAAGAGUUCUUUAAAAGAUUCAAGUGACAAAACUUCUUCAAAUGUUUGUUUCAACAAGAUAAAGGAGUGAAUUCUACACAAUAAGUAACCUUAACAAAGACAUCCUUAUCCAUCCACAUCAACUAUUACCUACCUUCAAAGAAAAAUUAACCAAAUCCUUAGGCACCCAAGUACUUGCUGAACAGCAACAACUUCAAGCAAAGAAAUGUAAGAAUUGAUGCUGAUUAAAAUGCCAAUCCGUCUUGGUUCAGAGAAAUAAAAGCUGAAUCCUGUUUGAAGGCUUACACUGAAGCUUUUUCAAUUAUGGCCCCCGUUUCUCAAGGCUACUUCCCAAGCUCCAGCAAAUAUAAAGCAUCAGAUCUUACAUAGGGAUAAACUGGAUGAUCCAUCAGGUAUCCUGACUUCCAGAGUCUUUUAAAGGUUUAAAGAAAAAUCAAAAUUAUUCGCUUAACUUACUUUCAAUAGUUGACAUAAAAAACAGACAACUUUUAACUUUAGUCGUUAGCAUUGGUCCAGUUUCACUAAAAACAAAAGAAAUGUCAAGUUUUAAGAGUUUCAGACCAAGAAAACCUGCAACCAAUCAGUGCAAGAUAAUUUAGGAGCCUAGAAAAUGGUAAAUGGCAAAAAAGCCUCAAGAGUCGAAGAAAUAGCAGAAAACAAGGUAAUCAUCAUAGUUAAGCGAAUGAUAUAUCCUGACGUUUUAUAAGUGAAGGUGAAGUAAAAUCUAUUAUUUGUUGUAUGUUGUUGUAGCAGUGUGUUGUACACCGAGGCGGCAGCCCUUGCCGAUGAAGGAUUCCAUCGGGUCAUUGCGGUACGUACAACGAGCUGCCAUGGGAUUGGUUAUUUGUUGUAUGUUUAAGUCAAUUUAUAGAGGUGGCAUGUUUAAAAAAGUAAAUGAACUAAAGCAUUAUGUUUAAGUUGUAAAAAAUCGAAUUAAGAAUAAAAAAUUUUAAUGUUUAAACUUAAAA
Molecule: messenger RNA, 3211 nt
Organism: Stomoxys calcitrans (stable fly)
Lineage: Eukaryota; Metazoa; Arthropoda; Insecta; Diptera; Muscidae
Exons: 3
Coding region: 46-2313 (755 amino acids)
Cellular component (GO): nucleus
Molecular function (GO): zinc ion binding
Source: RefSeq, a predicted model, not a curated record